AGUUGUGAAAGCCAUCAUUUGUUGUUGGUAUGUUUUGUACUUAGCCUCAUCACUGCACUUACCAAAACAGGAAACCAAAGGAAAAAAUACUAUAUAUAGCAGUGAACAUACUUCAUUUGUUGUUAGAACUCAAGCUAGCAUAUCUGUUUGAACAUUUUCCAGCCUCAGAAAGAUGAAAAUGGUUGCCAGUGAAGAGCUUCCACUUGUCCAACCAGGUGCUGUUGUGUUGGAGAUUGAUCAUUUGCAAAACCAACUCACAGAAAAGGUUAAUGAACUGGUGACUUGCCAAGGUGAAAUCAAGGCCUUAAGGGCAACUGAAGCUCAGAAGGAUAAGGCCAUAGAGGAGCUGAGAAAGGAAAUCAAUAAGCUGGAUGAGAGACUAAGACUUAGUGAGGACCAUCUUAAACACAAGAAUCUGGAAAUCAAGAAUCUGACAGAUGAAAAGAAAGAUGCAUUGGCAGCACAAUAUGCUGCAGAAGCAGCUCUGAGAAGAUUGCACAUAGAUGAAAAGGAAGAUGAUUUUUUACCUUUUGAAAGUGUCAUCACUCCUCUUGAAGCUGAGAUUAAGAUGUGUAGGAAUGAGAUUACAGCACUACAAGAAGAUAAGAAAGCUUUGGAAAGACUCACAAAGUCAAAAGAGUCAGCAUUGCUUGAAGCUGAAAUAAUUUUAAGAAGUGCACUAGAGAGAGCUUUGAUAGUUGAAGAAGUUCAGAAUGAAAACUUUGACUUGAAGAGACAGAUUGAGAUCUGCCAGGAGGAGAACAAACUCUUAGAGAAAAGCCACCGGCAAAAGAUUGUGGAAGUUGAAAAACUUAGCCAAACAAUCCAUGAACUUGAGGAGCUCAUCUUAUCUAGUGGAGCCAAUGCGAAUGUCGUUCGCGAUUAUAAGCGACAGAUUUCUGAGUUGCAACUUAAAUUUCAGGAGGAAAAAAGAACAUUGGAGAGGGAACUAGCAAGGGUAAAAGUUUCUGCGAAUAGAAUUGCAACUGUUGCGGCUAACGAAUGGAAAGAUGAAAAUGAUAAGGUCAUGCCUGUUAGGCAAUGGCUGGAAGAGAGAAGGAUUAUGCAGGCAGAGAUGCAAAGGUUGAAAGAAAAGCUAGCUAUAUCAGAGAGAACAGCAAAAGCAGAAUCACAAUUGAAGGAUAAACUGAAGUUGAGAUUAAAAACACUGGAAGAAGGCUUAAAGCAAUUCUCAAUGAGUUCCAAUGCAUUUUCAGGAACUCCAAAAGCUGAUAAAUCUAAUAUCUUAAGUUUCGUAACGAACAGCGAUGGACUGAGAAACAGGUCCACAUCACAACCAAGGGCAUCUACUAUUGGAAGCGCUUUGUUCAAAAAGCCAAACAUAAAAGGAAACAUAGACAAUAUUGCUGGGAACCUAAAUCCAAGUAGCAUUACUAAAAUGAAAUAUGGUUCUACAGAAAAUGUGUUGAAAAAAGGUAUAUGGGCAUCAAGAAACAAAUUUUCUGAUGGUGGUGAAAAAGAGAAUGAGAUGCAGGUGAAAACAGGCAUGAACUUAAAAAAAUGUGAUGGUGAAAGAGGAUCAGGAAAUGUUAAAACCAGCAGUGUUGAUGUUAAUGAAGACUCUAAAAGUAAUAGCUGUAAUGAUUUAGGAAGCAAUGAUGUGGUCUCAGGUUUUCUAUAUGAUAAGCUUCAAAAAGAGGUCAUCAAUUUGAGGAAGUCUUGUGAAACAAAAGACAGUAGUCUACACACUAAAGAUGAAGAAAUAAAGAUGCUCACAAAGAAAGUUGAUGCACUGACAAAGGCUAUGGAAGUAGAAUGGAAGAAAAUGAAAAGAGAAGCAGCUGCUAGAGAGAAGGAGUUUGCAUCAAUAAAAUCAGAUGAUAAGAGGAAAAUCAGAAGCUCAAAUUCCUCUAAAAGGGUGAUGAAAGAACAUUGAAGAUUCUUUAUGUUGAGAAAAAAUUGGAGGCAAUUUAUUUAUCAAUGCAUCUUGUGAUUUUUCUGUGUAUAUACAAAACAUAAAAGUGUGGAAGUGUUCAAAUAAAGUUCCAUUUGGGUAAGGAGUGUGAGAUCCCACUUUGUACAUACAGAAGCAUUACUCAGUGGCCAAGAUUGUCAAAUGCAUCAGCAGAGAUUAUACAUAAUUAACACAAAAAACAAUUGAAUCACAUGUCUGCAUUAUGCGCAUUAACGAACUAGUUUACGAAUCAAAUUACAAGUUAGAUAAUAGUAUAA
Molecule: messenger RNA, 2193 nt
Organism: Cicer arietinum (chickpea)
Lineage: Eukaryota; Viridiplantae; Streptophyta; Magnoliopsida; Fabales; Fabaceae
Product: microtubule-associated protein 70-5
Biological process (GO): cytoskeleton organization
Molecular function (GO): microtubule binding
Source: RefSeq, a predicted model, not a curated record